AUGACAACCAACAUCCCGCACAUCAACCUCCUCUGCAUGGAAGACAAAUUCAUCGCUGCCUUCCAAAACGCCCUCGAAACCCUCAGACCACCAAUCCCCCACACAACCAGCAACAGCAACACCUACACCAUCGGCCCGAUCACCCUAACAACCCACAACACCUCCCUCUCCCAACUCCCCCCCAGCACAAAAUACGACCUGAUCGUGUCCCCCGCAAACUCCUACGGCCGCCUCGACGGCUCCUUCGACGACGCCAUCUCCCGAGCAUUCUGCCUCCCAGACCAUCCCUACGACACCCUCACAAGAGCCGCACAGCGCGUGCUCUACGAUAAACACCGCGGUUUUGCGCCGCCGGGGUCCUGCACGCUCGUUCCGUUCCCCGCUGAGCUGCUGGACACAGACACAUCCGAUUCCACAGCCCGCGGACGGAACCCGUGGGGAUGCGCGUGGGUGGCGAUUUGUCCGACGAUGCGGGUGCCCGAUGAUGUGCGCUGGGACCGGGAGGUUGUGUACGAGUGUGUGUGGAGUCUGUUGUGUGCGGUUGAGGGGUGGAAUCGGGGGUGCCUUGGUGAUGGGGAUGCGGCGAGGAUCAGGAGUAUUUUGGUGACGCCGAUGGCGACGGGGUGUGGGGGGGUCGAUGCGACAAGGUGGGCGGAGCAGUUUGUGCUUGCUUUGGCGCAUUUUGGGGAGGCGGUUAUGAAGCCGGAGAGGUGGGGGGGUCUUGGGUGGGAGGAGAUUUAUCGGGAUGUGUGGGCGGUGCAGAGGACUUGGAAGGGGGAGGAGGGGUGGAAUGAAUGA
This is a messenger RNA of Aspergillus mulundensis, 798 nucleotides long. RefSeq lists its product as uncharacterized. The coding region runs from base 1 to 798 and encodes 265 amino acids. The record is from RefSeq and is a predicted model, not a curated record. The transcript has a single exon. NCBI's taxonomy places the organism in Eukaryota, Fungi, Ascomycota, Eurotiomycetes, Eurotiales, Aspergillaceae.